GAUUGGUCUUGUCAAAAAUUUGGUGGGAAAUUGUUGUAAUCUGUGUUGUAAACAAAAAUUGUGCCUUUUUUGAUAGAACAGUAUAAAUUUGCUAAAAUGGCAGAAAAACUAGAAGAUUUAAACCUUCCCAACAUGUCUGUGCAGAAGAUAAUUAAGGAAGCGAUUCCGGAGAAUGUAAAUAUCGGUAAAGAUGCCCGGUCUGCUUUAUCAAGAGCUGCAUCGGUUUUCAUUCUUUACGUUACUUCUCAAGCAUCAAAGGAGGCGCAAAAAGCGAAUCGAAAAACUCUUAUUGGUCAGGAUGUAAUUGCUGCACUUGAAGAGCUCGAAUUUGAGGAUUUCAUAGAUCCUCUUCAAGAUUUGCUAAAAGAAUUUAAGGAUAGCAAAAAAAAGACUCCCAGCAAAACCAAAAAACAAAAUGAUGAGACUGAAGAAACAGAGACUGCUGAAAAUGAAGAUGAGGGUGUUGAUGAGCCUAUGGAGGAAGAACAAGAAUAAAAAGUAUUCAUGUCCUGAAAAUAGAAAUAUUUUGUCUAUGUAAAUAAAAGGAUAGUGUAAUUUUAAUAUUCUAUUUUCAAGGAACAUGUUAAAUUAUUUUGUAUUGUUUUGUUAAUGUUGAACUGUUAAAUUAUAAAGAUUGGGGGUCUGAGACCUUCAAGAUUAGUAUUUAUCUGGUUUUUAUGAUAAUGUAAGAGCUCCAAAAUAUUUCUUAUAUGUUUUAAAAACAUAUUUGAAAAACAAAAAUCUUGUUCUAUUGUUAAUGAGAGGUAUAAGUUUUAAAUAAAACCACUUUGUAAAUA
Brassicogethes aeneus is the source of this 797-nucleotide messenger RNA. Lineage: Eukaryota; Metazoa; Arthropoda; Insecta; Coleoptera; Nitidulidae. The record is from the annotation of a GenBank genome assembly.